AUGUCACUAUCACUGGCCCCGGCCUAUCCACACAAACAGGCGAGGUGUUACCGCCGCACUUGCGCCAACGCUGCCGAUCUGCAAGGACCUACUGACAACUCUGAAAACUACUCCCCGAAAAUCAACUACCCUAAUGAGGUUGUAUUUCUUCGACCUCUCAACCCUACUUUGCGUACUGCCCACUCAAGACCGUACUGGGCCUACACCAACAAUGAAGCAUGUACAUCUGCAUACUGGUAUGUCGUCUACCGUGAUUAUGUUGACAGCUUACCCCCAUCUGUGACUGCACAAAUCGCAAGCCCCUCGACCUCGACGCUGCACAACUCAUCCCUUUCCCUCUUGACCAUCCCAACCGCCUCUCAUAUUUUCCUCGCACCCCCUCGCACCCGGAACGUAUCCGCACAAUACCUCACAACCCGCCCCCGACCCAUCAAACCCAAUCCCCAGCUUUGUCCCCUGACUUGCCCCUCACUCGUCGUCGGACUCGCUGUCCUCUUGGUGAACAUCGUCCCUGUCCCCCUGCUCGCUCUCUGCAAAGUCCGAGCUGUUGGGGCGGAACACCACCGACUUCCGUCUUUGGCCGCUCUCGACUGCGCCCUCACCUUCGUCCUCCUCCAUCUCAUCAUCGUCCUCCUCCCCACCAUCUCCCAGCACACCGUCGUCCGUGGUUUCGUGCCACCUCUUGCUCUCGGAGCUGGCGUAAAGCCGGAGGACAUUGCCGUCGCUGUCUUCGCCGGUCUCUCUGAGAAGAAGCGAUGGAUGAGGGUGUUCAUAUGA
Molecule: messenger RNA, 777 nt
Organism: Cryptococcus wingfieldii CBS 7118
Lineage: Eukaryota; Fungi; Basidiomycota; Tremellomycetes; Tremellales; Cryptococcaceae
Exons: 2
Coding region: 1-777 (258 amino acids)
Source: RefSeq, a predicted model, not a curated record